CACGGGCCCGGUAUCUAUAGAUCGUGAGUCCUCGUGCUACCAAGUGCCGAUCACCUCGGCCGCCCGCUCGUGCUUCGACUGGCUCCUUAAAUGGCCAUCGUUGUGGUCCUCAAGGUCGGUCGGAUAGUUCGUGGGUCGAAACGUUGGUUAACCUCAUCGCUGGGUCAUGGGAAUUGAUUUGUGGCUGAAAAUGGACUCGCGAGCAAAGAAAAUAUUCGGAUCUGGGCCAACUCGGUCCACUCUCUUUGGGCCUCCAGGACGAGGCCCAAUUUGACCCGAGGCUCCGCUCCUUAAUAGCCGUUACAGAAAUCGGUCUGGACACCUCAACGGUCAAAAAUGGAGAGGGCUGUUUGGAAUUCAAAAGAGGUCUGCACUAUAAACAGUACCGCCCCGCUUCCCAACGGUCGAAUUCUCCAUCUUCAGCCCUUCUGCUAUCUCCCUCCAAUCCAUCUUCAUCCCUCCCGCUAUCUCCCUCCAAAAAGAGAAGUAAAUCAAGAAACUGAAGAAACUGAAAGUCUAACCGAAAUUCGUCGGCAUGGAUGUCAUCGAGAGUCCCUCCUCUUCUUCAGCUAAAAGAUCUCCCAAUGUGAAGCCCUCUGUUUCUGAUGAGAAAGAUCAAAGUCUUCAUUUUCGGCAAUUAGGGUUCUGCAACACGAAGAAUCCUUCACCGAAGAAGAAUCUGCCCUCUGGGGGAGCUUCAAAGGUUACUCCUCCAGAGAACAAGGUCUUAACAGAAAGAAACAGAUCCAACCACCCAGUCGGAAACAUCCCCAUUUCCUAUUCAGAGCCCGUCAAAGCGAGCCCCAGCACCAGCGGUUCCAAGAUAUCCCCAUCCUCGUCGGCCGAUGGGCACGGCAAGGAAUCUUUGCUUCCUUACGGACAGUACACGAAUUACCUAUCUCCGCGGCCCCAGUUCCUCCGGUACAAGCCAGAUAGGCAGCGAGAGUUCGCGCUUCGCCUGGAGAAAGAGAAAGAGGUGGGGAAAGGAAAGGAGGGAUCAAGUUUGGGCGGGAGUCCUAACGAGACGGGAAAUGUCAAUGGAGAGGGAGCUGGCUCGGUUAGCUCCUGUGACAUUCUGAAGCUAGAAGGGGAAGAAGAUCAUGGGGAUAGUGAUGAUGAAGUUGAAGAGGAGGAGGGAGAAGAAGAGCAGAGAAGCUCAAUUUGCCAAGAGCUACUCAAGACCUUGCUUUUGCUUGUAGUGCUGGUAUUUCCAGCCUCAUCAUAUAUGUCCGACAUGAACUCAGCUUCGUCAAUUUCACACGAAGUUGGGGUCAGUGAAGAUGGGUACUGGAGAAUCGAGAAUUUUACAUAUGAAGAAACUGCUUUACAUGGGAGAGCUCUUGGGCUUGGAUGUGGCUCAAACCUCAUGAAUCAUGCACGUGAAUCUGAAAAUGAAGUCGGUUUUUUGGUGAAGAACGUGGACAGUAUUGAUGAGCUUGAAGAUCAAGAGGAGGUGGUUGAAUUCGGGCUAGGAGCUAUUGAAAAUAGUAAUGACGACGGAAAUGAGGAGGGAUUGGCUGUGGUCGAUGUCGGGGAGGAACCGGAGCUGAGUUUGGAGGACAGUUCUCAUACUGAUCAGGGAAUUGUUAAACCAGAUGAGGUUUCUGAUCAACUGACUGAAGGUUUUGAGUUGCAGCAGAGCAAAAAUGCAGAGAACUUGGACUUUGAAAUUCCUACUGCCUUGGAUAUGCAAGCCACUCUGCCAUGGGAACCAGAAACUCAGACAUCGGUGCGAAUUGAAGUCGAGAAAGAAUGGGGAAGAACUGAUGAGGAAAGUGGAGUAAAUUUCCCCAUCGGAAAGCCUGAAGCAGAAUUGAACAAUGAAGUGCUUAUGGUUCGCAUUGGAACUGAGUCGAUUUACAAUGCUAUAAUUGGUUUAUUAGCUGUGUCAUUGGCGAUUUCCGCAGCUUUCCUCUUCCGCCUGUUCUCGAAAGGCAAAAGGAAUCCAGCCAAUCCUGUUUGUUCUUCUCCUUUGAAGAAACAACUGUGUCCUGAACCUGUGGCUGAAGAAAAGCACGAGCCGCAAUUCCAGAAGAAAGAACAGGACUGCACCGAGCCACUUGUUCCAAAUUCAAUUAAAGAUCCAUCUCCCAUUUAUGCACCGGAGGAAGCCAGUGCACAGUCUAACCAAAGUCGAGCACCGAAAAUCGAGCUGCUCGGAGAAUUCGUGGUCGGAGAGCUGAGCAGCUCGCACAGGAGCAGAGAAGUGAAAAGCAAGAUGAUUGGCAAAGUCGAAGAGAGCACAAAUUCUGUGUCCACGGAUAAGUCACGUAUCAAAGUCAAUGUGACACAGCCGACUUUCUCGGGAUUUUCUUCCAUGGACUCCCCUUCACAUGGAAGCUUCACUGCUGACAGGAACUUUAAGAAGCCACAGGAGGAUGGAACAGGAGAAUCGAGGACGGCUGUUGCAACGUCUGCCAGGAGAUCUAGCCGAAUUCAGAACACUCCGGUGAGGCGAUCUAGCCGGAUCCGGAACCUAGCGAUUCAAUCUCCAUAAAUCUCAUUGCUCUCAAAUCAGACUAGAACAGCAACCUCUGUUGCUUCAUUUUAGUACUUCGGAAAAUCAAAAGCUCGACAGCUCCAGCAUUCUUUGUUGUUCUUAGGACUUUCAUUUAGCUUUUGUACGUUCUUAGAACUUUCAUUUA
This is a messenger RNA of Rhodamnia argentea, 2645 nucleotides long. RefSeq lists its product as uncharacterized. The transcript is spliced from 3 exons. The record is from RefSeq and is a predicted model, not a curated record. The coding region runs from base 536 to 2497 and encodes 653 amino acids. Lineage: Eukaryota; Viridiplantae; Streptophyta; Magnoliopsida; Myrtales; Myrtaceae.